CAACGUUCUCACUCUCAGUCACGGGCGAGCCGGCAACGGCACCCGCACGUCUUUAAUUCUUCUCUUUACAUACAAAUAACAACAAUUAAGUUACACUAAGGUAUUUAUUACGCGUAUUAAUGAUACAGAUAAUUUGAAUAAUUUAAACUUUGUUGGAAUUCGUAAACAAGUGACAGCAAAUUAACAAAAUGAGAUCAGGCUUAAAAACUCUGUCACGACGUCCCAAUACACAAGUGGCUGUCAGCCUUGGGACGGGAUCGGUUCUCAUCGUUGGACCAGCAGCGAGUGGGGAAGAUACGAAUCCACAGCCGUGGAGGGAUUGUGGACCAACGAACCUCAAGGAUGUCAACCAUCUAAAAUCAACGGCUGCUAAAGAUCAACUAAACUCAACAACAACUUGUACUUAUGCUUCUACAACAACAACUACUACUACUACUUCUGCUAGUAAAAAUGCUGCGGGGAUAAAUAAUACACAAGGAUUGGUACAACUCAGAACUGUUGAAAGAGAAGAUGGAGAUGAAGCGCUCGUUGACAUACAGGAGACAUCGUGCUACGUUCUUGAAGGUUUCCUCGAAGGAGAUUCUUCUGCGAGUAGAAUAGAAAAAAAUAAUAAUUAAAUUCAUUAACUUUUUUAUUAUUAAUUAAUUUUUAUUAAGCCUUUACUAUAUUUUUUAUUAUCUAUAAUAUAACUUUUUACUCUAUAAUGUAAAGGUGCUUAUUAAAUAAAAUAUUUUCAUCAUAA
Molecule: messenger RNA, 742 nt
Organism: Microplitis demolitor
Lineage: Eukaryota; Metazoa; Arthropoda; Insecta; Hymenoptera; Braconidae
Exons: 2
Coding region: 189-617 (142 amino acids)
Source: RefSeq, a predicted model, not a curated record